AUGGAAGCUCACCUGGGGAAGAUGGAGUUUUUCUGCAAGCUGGGGUAUGGCAAGCAGGACAUCUGCAAAGUGCUGGAAAAUCUGGGCCAAGGGGCCCUGGAGGAUGACGUGCUGAAAGAGUUGAUUCGGGUAGGUAGCAGGCCUGUGGCUCAGGAGAGGCAGGCCCAGCAUCCUCUCCCAAAACUUGUCCCCCGUGGGUCAUGUAGCAGUGCGGCCGUGCCCAAGCAGCCAGAAGAGGAGGCAAGCGAUUCUUCCAGUCACUUGAGACCUAUCGUGAUCGAUGGCAGCAACAUUGCUAUGAGCCAUGGGAACAAAGAAGUGUUCUCAUGCCGGGGGAUUCAGCUGGCAGUGGACUGGUUCAGGGAGAGAGGCCACAAAGACAUCAAGGUCUUUGUCCCAUUGUGGAGAAAGGAACCACCACGAUUUGAUAGCCCCAUUACAGAUCAGCACAUUCUUGAUGAGCUUGCAAAACAAACCAUUCUCGUGUACACUCCAUCCCGCAAGGUGAAAGGCAGGCGGGUGGUCUGCUAUGACGAUCGCUAUAUAAUUAAAGUGGCCCAUGAGAAAGAUGGGGUGAUUGUUUCCAAUGACAACUACCGGGACCUCCAGAGUGAGAAUCCUGAGUGGAAGUGGUUCAUCGAGCAACGGCUACUCAUGUACUCCUUUGUCAGUGACAAGUUUAUGCCUCCUGAUGACCCACUAGGCCGUCAUGGACCUACUCUUUACAAUUUCCUCAGCAAAAAGCCAGUGCUUCCUUUUACCAGAUGGCAGCCCUGUCCUUAUGGCAAAAAAUGCACAUAUGGCAGCAAGUGCAAAUUUUUCCACCCCGAACGACAGUAUCAAGCUCAGCUGUCAGUGGCUGAUGAGCUCCGAGCCAAAACAAAGGCCUCGUCUCGAAGCUUGGGGACAGAGGAAGAAAAGUUGAAGGCUGCCCCAGCUACAACCCAAGGAGGGACUGCAUCCCGUGGCGCUUGCAUAGAAAGGCUGCAGGAAUCCAGUGGUGCUACAGGCGGCGGCAGCAGCUCCACUCAGAGCUUUGCAACGGAUUGGUUCCAUUCCACACAACAGGAAAGGCGCUACACCGAGCAUUCAGCUAGAGCCUGGGGAGACAGGCCCCUGUGUAAGCUGGAACCCGAACAAAAUGUGUUACAGCAAGAUCUACAGAGAGAGCAAAGGCUCAUGGAAAAGCAGCUAUCUGCGUUAUCCCUCAGGGACAAGCUAUAUAGCGCAAACAGGCUGGCAGACACCUCUGAGAGAGAGGAUGCAACGGACAGUACCCGUCAAUGCUGUAAUCUUAGCCACAAUCACUGUCACAAUCUAUAUGCAACUCAUCACAACCAUAGUUUGGACUGCAUGUGCUUACAACAGUGCAAGCUGCCUUCUCCUCUUCGCAGGCACCCAGCUCACUUUAAGCCUGAGCACCGCGGCAAUGUGCAAAUGUCAGCAGUGCAGAGUCAGAGAAUCCAAUACACUGUGGACAGAUCUCUGUCCACACAAGGCCUGCAGGAGUCACAGCAAGUCACACACACUGUCAGGUCUCCUCCGAAUGGCCCAUUUCCCUACAGCAAACGCGAAGAUGGACAAUACCAAAGGCAUUCGCAGAAUCAGCCUCCCAUUCAGUCAUUUUUGUUUGACUCCCACAAGGGGCCCGGCUCCUUCAGCUAUUUACCCACUUCUCACAGCGAGUAUCUCCUGAAUCAUGCUCCAGAGCCACUUGCUGGAGAGCGAGCACACAUCCGCAGUGUGCUCUGCUCUGUCUUCCCAUACGAUGAAGUGGAUCGAGUUAUGUUCUUGUACCCUGAUCUCAAGGAUAUGGCUAGUUUAAUUUUACUAAUUCAAAGACAGAGGCUCUUAUGAAGUGGAGGAGACUCUCCUCACAUCAGUGCCCCCAAAGAAAACCAAAAACCAAGAGCCUUUGCCAGCUGGGGCCAGGUGUCCAAGGUUAUUUCCAGCUCUGCCAGUGACUCAUCGUGUAGCCUUGUGCAAGUCAGUUAGACUCAAAUGGUGGCAGGCAGCCACUGGCCCCAGCAGGCAAUGGUAUGGAGCUGCACCCCCCAUGGAGGGAUCCUGGGGAGGGACUGUGCCUCGGAGAGCGAUUUCUUCUUUGAGGCACAAUCCUCACUGAGUUCCCUAGUGGACAGUAACACUGUGCCAUCCUUAGGGUCCCCCUGGUGUAGAUAGCCCACUCUACUUCCUGUUGGGGGGCUGUUGCCCCUUCUCCCUCCCCAUCUCCUGUGAGAUGCCAGCCAUCCCUGGAAGUGGAGUAGGUCCUGGUGCUGCAUACAGGUGCUGCAAUUGUGACUGACCUAUAUGCAGACCACACAAGGAAUGUGUACUCUUUGCAAACCUUCCACCCAUCCAAAGAAGGGUCAGUCACAAUUGGGUCCAUUAACCUACCUGUUCUCUACUUGCUAACAGCAUUGCCCCACCUUACAGAGCAGUUGCGGCAAGGCUUAGUGUAUGCUUUACAAGCACUUUAAGAGCCUUUAAUCAAAGGUGCUAUUGCAGUUGGUUUCAACUUGUGGUCCGCGGACCCCUGGGAGUCUGCAGACUAUGUCUUAAGAUUUCCAAAGGGGCCUGCACGUGCCUUUGAAAUACUCAUGGGCCUUCAUAUGAAAAAGAUUGAAAACCACUGUGCUGUGGCAUUGCAAGUAACAUAUGAUAUGAGCAACAAAUCUGUGGAUUUUUCCUGUACAAAGCUUCAUAAAUGUCCUAACCCUGACAGCCCAAUUGCAUCAGCAGAGCAAUCAUUUGCUCCCUGCUCAUGAGAACAAUGUGGGACAAUCUUCCUUUGAAGAGAUUUGCAUUUUUAGAAGGAUUCCCCUCAGAACUCAGAUUUUCUUUAAUAAAUAAAUGAUGACAACCCAUAGAAAGCCACAGAGCAUAUCUCCCACUAGCAUGGGCUCCCUCCCAUGAGGACCAAACUUCUCCCAGUCUCACACAGAGCCGCUCUCAUUGUCUUUCAGUUACUCUGUUGACAUGACAAAGGCUGAAUGGAAAGACUGAGGUUCUGUUCCCAUCGCAGAAAAGCAUGCAGGCUUCCUGCAGUGUCCUCAUUUCUGUGUGCUUACAUCAACUAUUUGGCAAAUUCAGAACUUCAGCAGAGGAUAAAUCCUGCAGUUUUUACUCACAGACGAUCUUAUCCAUUGAAACUAAUGAGAGUUCAGCCCAAUUAAGGAAUAUAUUACUACAAGAUUUGAGCCCUUCCCAAAACGGGGUGGUCUCAGGAUGCAAUAGCCUAUCUUAUGCGCUCUGGAAAAGGAGACAAGUUUCACCAUGCCAAAAAUGAGUUGGGCAUCCAAAGACAACACACCAAAUCACUAGUCAUGUUUUAAAAUCAUGGCCUAAAAAGUGUAGUUACUUCAGAGGGCUCAUACACUCUCUAUGAGCUUUGUACAAACUUCCCAUUGUAGGAGCUCUGCCUUAGAUCUAGUACAUUGCUUCAUAGACGUCGGCCACACACCAUCAUUACAUUUUUAAUGUGGCCUUUUUCCUCCAUUAGUCUGACAUCCCAGCUAUAAGAUAACGUUGGCUUUUCGUCAUUGCACAUCUGCUUUUAUAAUUACAGCCAUUAGGUGCAAUCCUGUCCUCACUGAAUGGUUAACAACUCCCAUCGGCUUCUGUGGGAGCAGGAUUGGACACAUUUUAUGCUUCACAAGAUACAAAGUAGGUUUCUUUUAAAAAUCUGUUUUGUUAGUUAAGAAAUAUUAGCAGGGUUCCUACAGACCAUGGUAGAGACAGCUGAAGCUGAUGAUGAUACAUGUUCAGCACUUAAGUGCAGUUCAACUCCAUUUAGUGGGUUUAUCUUUGACUUAAACCCUGAACUCAUGUGAAUUUGUUUUUUUCUGGACAAACACAAGGAUGAUGAUAAUGAGAAGAGAAGCUAUAUUUCUUAUAUGAAAAAACAAAACAAACUUAACUGAGUUAAACUGACCUUUAGUUACCCACUAUGGUCCCAGUUGUAUAGCAGAUUUAUGGAUGCAAAUGUUUAAACUGUGUUCCUUUGGGACAUGUUUGAUUUUGGUAAGCUGUAAAGCUGCUAGCCUGUGCACUGUGUCAUUUAAUUAUCUAGAACAUAGAAUCUUAAAGUUGACCCUUUUUGGAAUUUUUCCAAAGUUUAAGUAUGUCACCACUGUGACACACUGUAAUACUGUAAUAUAUAUUAAAUGUUCUUCAUUAUAUGGAUGACAUUGUGCUUUAGAAAAAAUAUUUGUACAUCUGAGCUUUUCAAUUUAAUACACACACUCUCUCUCACUCCUGCCACACUGUCCUACAUGUACCUGUCCACAUCUAAUCUCUGUAGGUAAGGUAGAGGAUCUCUUUAUCCAUUGCUUCUUUUUGGGGUAUUUUCUUCAAGAGUAAUAUGGUCCAGCCCUGCAUUCUCUCUGAACACCACAUCUACCACCUGCACAAAAGAGCCAGUGUAGCCUGAUCUUUCCACUGCCUCAUCCUCCAUAAUGCUCAGCCUCUUUGAGAGGAGGAUGUAAAAUGUUACCAGAUCAGAACUCUUCACUCCCAUUGCUGCUAGCAUUGUGCAUUAUGCACCGAGAGCGAAUAGAACUCAUGUUGAUGCUGCCUCUUUUAGGGGAGAUUUUCAAAGACGAAUGAAAGUUGAGUGCUUAACUAACUCCCACUCAUGCCUUUGUAAAUCUCCUGCUAUGCCAAUAGCUUUGGCAUGGUGUGUACUCUUGGAGGGAGGGAGAACCAGCAUCCUGGCUCUGACCUGUCCUCAUGGCUGCAUGUGAAUUGAGAGUCCUUUUGAUGCAUCAUUAGAGAAGCUUCCUUGCAAU
Messenger RNA from Mauremys mutica (yellowpond turtle), 4790 nucleotides. It is a transcript of the gene ZC3H12D, whose product is annotated as zinc finger CCCH-type containing 12D. Gene Ontology annotation, biological process: nuclear-transcribed mRNA catabolic process, RNase MRP-dependent; 3'-UTR-mediated mRNA destabilization. The coding region runs from base 1 to 1857 and encodes 618 amino acids. Gene Ontology annotation, molecular function: mRNA binding; metal ion binding; RNA endonuclease activity. The record is from RefSeq and is a predicted model, not a curated record. The transcript is spliced from 5 exons. Gene Ontology annotation, cellular component: cytoplasmic ribonucleoprotein granule; nucleus. NCBI's taxonomy places the organism in Eukaryota, Metazoa, Chordata, Testudines, Geoemydidae.